UGAAGCAAAGCACUCAGUACAACCUAGUCGUUUGUCUUGCUAGCAGUUGUUUAACCCACCGCUACGCUGCGCAACGGCGCCUGAAUGGGGAGGCAUGUAUAUCCUUCUUAUAUCAUCUUCCAGCAUCUUUUAGAGAAUAAAAAAGUGGCUAUAAUCGCAGGUCUAUUGUCUCCCGGAAACAUCCAUCAACCGCAGCAACACACGUGCUCAACAAUACCGCAUAGAAAAGUUCCUGGAUUAACGCAGAAUUAGCACAAAGCAAAGACGCCACCUCAGCUCAACAUUGCAAACUGACUGAACUAGCGGAGAGAGGAAACGAUUGAGGGAGAAGCAGUGUGCACCAGAGACUGAGACACAUACCCCAGCAGCUCAAGACGAGUCCCAGAGAGCACAGAGACAGGCCAGGACGGGCAUCCUUCUGGAAAGGGGACCCACGCCGAAGAAAGCUUCAAAAGCAUGGAGGCAAAACAAUUUGCUGGCAUACUGAACGGAGCAGUUCCAGGAGAGCCAGUGAAGAAAGAUGAAAACUCCAGAAGGGGAAACUGGGGCAACCAGAUUGAGUUUGUCCUCACCAGUGUUGGUUACGCAGUGGGGCUGGGAAACGUCUGGAGGUUCCCUUACCUUUGCUACAGGAAUGGAGGAGGUGCCUUCAUGUUCCCGUACUUCAUUAUGCUGGUGUUUUGUGGCAUCCCUCUGUUCUUCCUGGAGCUCUCCUUUGGGCAGUUCACCUCCCUCGGGUGCCUGGGAGUCUGGAAGGUCAGCCCCAUGUUUAAAGGUGUGGGUUAUGGAAUGAUGGUGGUCUCAACCUACAUUGGGAUCUACUACAAUGUGGUGAUUUGCAUUGCAUUUUAUUACUUCUUCAUGUCCAUGACAAACCUGCUGCCCUGGACGUACUGUAACAACCCCUGGAACACCCCUGACUGCAGUGGGGUGGUGGGAACUCCACGAGCUAAUGCCACCUUCGCCAAUGUGUCUGCUGUCGUGUCAGGGGUGACUGAGAUUGUCAACCGCACAAAGAGGACCAGUCCUAGUGAAGAGUACUGGAGAAACUAUGUACUGAAUAUCUCUGACGGCAUUGGGAACUUUGGGGAGGUGCGCCUGCCUAUCCUGGGAUGUCUGGCUGUGUCAUGGGUGGUUGUGUUCCUCUGUCUUAUUCGAGGAGUCAAGUCAUCAGGCAAGGUAGUGUAUUUCACAGCGACCUUCCCUUAUGUGGUGCUGACCAUUCUCUUCAUCAGAGGAAUCACUCUUGAAGGAGCCGUCAGUGGUAUCAAAUACUAUUUGACCCCUCAGUGGCAGAAAAUUCUGGAUGCCAAGGUAUGGGGGGAUGCUGCCUCUCAGAUUUUCUAUUCUCUUGGCUGCGCCUGGGGUGGGCUUAUCACCAUGGCGUCAUAUAACAAGUUCCACAAUAACUGUUUCAGAGACAGUAUCAUCAUCAGUGUAACAAACUGUGGUACCAGUGUGUACGCUGGCUUUGUUAUCUUCUCCAUCCUGGGAUUUAUGGCUCAUCAUCUUGGGGUGGAUGUGUCAGAGGUGGCCGAUCAUGGUCCAGGCCUGGCAUUCGUGGCCUACCCAGAGGCUCUAACACUUCUGCCCAUAUCGCCACUCUGGUCCCUGCUUUUCUUCUUUAUGCUCAUUUUAUUGGGCCUCGGCACUCAGUUCUGUCUACUGGAGACUCUGGUGACGGCUAUAGUAGAUGAGAUUGGAACUGACUGGAUUAUCAGAAAUAAGACCUACGUCACGCUCGGAAUCGCUAUAAUAGGCUUCCUCCUGGGAGUGCCGCUGACCACACGGGCGGGGAUAUACUGGUUGCUGCUUAUGGACAACUACGCUGCCAGUUUCUCUCUGGUCGUCAUCUCUUGCAUUAUGUGCAUCUGUAUAAUGUAUGUCUAUGGUCACAAGAACUAUUUUAAAGAUGUGGAGAUGAUGCUAGGCUUCCCUCCUCCAAUCUUCUUCAGGAUCUGCUGGAGAUUUGUGUCUCCUUUAAUUAUUACUUUCAUUCUGAUUUUUACUGUGAUACAGUACAAGCCUAUUACCUACAAUGACUAUGUGUACCCUAGUUGGUCAUUGAUCAUUGGGUUUGCCAUGGCUUUGUCUUCAGUUAUCUGUAUACCUAUCUAUGCUCUGUUCAAGAUUGCUGUGUCUGAGGGAUCUACAUUUGUAGAGCGCUUGAAGAACUCCUUGAAGCCUGAUCUGGACUGGGGCCCUGCUCUCCAGGAGCACCGCAAGGGACGAUACGCCACCACGGGCCCCGAAUCUGUGGAGGUGUGCCCUCUCAAAGAAGAUCUGAAAGAUGAGGGGAAAGAGAAACUCAAAGAGAAAGAAGAUGAGAUCGGUCUGACCAUCCCAGGAAGCAACGGCUCCACAUUGAACCCCACACCCAGUGCAUAGAGGAGCCCCUUCCACACCCUCCCCCCAGGACGGUUCCCAUUUCCACACUGCGGGACAGGCCACUCUCGCUGGAGACCUUUACAUAUUGUAAGGGCUUUAUGAAAUCUAACCUCUAGAGAAAUUGGUUGUCAUCCAAAACCUUUUUCUUUUUGUUCACAUAAUUUAAUACUGCAGUUUUUUUUAAUAAAAAAAGACAUGUUCAUAUACAGGAGGUGUUUGCAUACACACAGUGUGUAUAUAGCGCAUUGUACAAUAUUUUCAAUCUGUGUUGAAUAGUCUGGAGAUGUGACUGUAGUGGCAACAGGAGCUACAGUGGGAUUUGGCUUGUGUGUGUGUAGUGGUGGUAGUGCUGGUCAGGUUUAAAAGCUGAAGACCAAAUAUUCUUUGUGGCAAUGUUGUAAUGGCACUGUUAAGGGGAGUGUUAUUUUCAGUUUCUGUUUGUACCUAUUGUCUUGAUUGGGAACCGUCUCAUUUGCAAGCCAAUAUGGGUUUUUCCAUAGCCAAUGCUGAUGUCUGAGAGCAGGGUGGCCGAUGGUCAAUAUAAUGCCAGUAUAUGAUAUAUUAUAUGUUAAAUAAAAUGACCUUUUAAUACUGAAUUAAUUCAAAAAUCCACUUAAAAAUACAAACCAGAACAUGUCUAUUAUCCAUUGACUAGACUACCGGUAGAUUUUGGCGCUAACGCUUUUGUUAAUCGGCCAAGUAGACUGGCUGAUAUCGAUAAAUAAGAAUAGGCCAAGAGAAUAUCAACUCUAUUUCCCUUUAAAGUGAGAGCACAAAUAUAAAACAAAGGAUAUUUGGUCUUAAGCUCUUACUGACUGAGGUAUCUGGACCGAGGCAUAUAACCUCUCAAGCCCAUUCUCAGGGUUACACACAAUUUGCUUUUUUUUUUUUAAACAUUUUCCAACACCUUGAGAUGAUUUAUUGCUGAUGUUGAGUGUUUGACAUGAAGGAAGAGGGAUUUUCAUGUAGGAACUUCCACAUGAAAUGCCAAAUCUGUCUAGUCUUCCAGGCAUCUCGAGCCGAGGCAUCUUCUGAGCGAGGGGAUCACGUGUGCGAUAAUAAAAGCAGCUAGUUUCUCAUUAGAUUCAGUACUGUAGUAUGCACACUAACCCUGCUCUUCACAGAAAAGGAGGCAUGUUACCAAAAACAUGUGCACAGACCUUUGUAUUCUGAUGAUUUAGCUGGUAUGUUUGUGUUUGUGUGUACUUUUUUGUUGUCUAUGCGUGUUAAGAGACUUGAACCGGUGUGUAUGUGUCAUUUAAAGGCAUCUGGCUGUGCUGAGCCAAGCAGUUGUGUGAUCGAAUAAGGGUUAAGGUUGCUUGCAGAAUGAUCAGAGGUAAACGUAGCAUCAGUCACAAUCACUGUGGUUAGUGUAAUUGAUGGGUAGUCAGCAGUUUGUCCUCCUUAUUAUUGUGAAUAACAUGAAAUAGACUUGCGAGACAAAUAAUAGGUCAAACCAUCUGAUUUUUACAAUAGAAACCACAGCAUAUUAGGUGUUGUUUCGUUUUGUAGGCAAUAGGGAGGGGAGAUACUCGGAUUGAGAGCUUGGUAGUUGGUAUGGCUAGAUGCUGCUUAUCGUAUCAUUCCAGUGAUGUAUCAACAAGGCCCCCUACUUAGGAUGCAUAUGGUUGCAGUGGCACAUAUACAUGGAUAGAGAGUCCUGGUUACACUGUGAAUUUGUCUGGGAUGUUGCCUGACGCCUUUCAAUAGGGAGUCUAGCAAUAUAGCUGCUAAUGUGCUGACGCGUCACGUAUUGAGACUUCUGAAUAAAUGACGAAUCACUGUGUAUAGUUAAGUGAAAGUAGUAUUGGUUUUUCUCUUCUGCGUUGUGCAAGGAGAAACGCAAUACAUUUGUGACAUGCUGCUUCUGUCAUUUUGAGUCGGAAUGAGGCGUUUGUGGAAAAAUGUGAUUGUGAGGAGAAAAUACCAAUAAUACAUAGAAAGUCUCAGUUUUCAUAUUGGCUUCAUUUUAUUAUGAAAUUUAACAAAUGUCGUUUUGACGCUCUUUAAUGUAGCCUGACAGAUCGCUGCAGUUGACUUAAUUCAAAUGGCAACACGGAUCGCGAGUGAACGGAUCGUUUCUUCCUCUUUACUACUAGUUAUAGCAGGAAUACACAUCAGAAGUAGGGUGACCAUAUUUCUCAUGGUAGAAUACGGGACGGGUGAGCAAAGGGUGGGCAAUAUGACCAUUUUAUUUGUAAUAUGAGAAAUUUUAUUUCAUGGUAAUUAUUGUUUUUUAUAUAUAUAUAUAUAUAUAUAUAUAUAUAUAUAUAAUAUUAAAAAUAGAAGUUUACAAACAAUACAACAAAUACAAUAGAGAUACAAAAUUGAAUAAACUUGUUUUUCAGAUACAGUAGGUUUGUUUACCAUGUAUACAUUUAUUUAACAUAUUUUGUUGUUUGAUUAACAUUAAUGACAGACAAAUAUUUAAUUAGGCUACUGUCCCUUUAAGGCCGAAUUCAUGAAUGUAAUAUACUGACACAAAUCCGGUUUUCACCUACCUGUUUACGUCCACUUAAGCCAUAACCGACUGUAUUUACAUGAGAUACUCCACACGAUGGACAUUUUGGCAACUAUGUGUGCAUCUGACCAUUCAGGCGCAAGGAGAACCGAUCGCUGUCUGAGAGAACUGGAAUCGCGCGCAAGGAAAGAGAGAGAGAGAGAGAGAGAGAGAGAGAGCGCGCGCGCGCGCGAGAGAGCGCUUCUGGUGUGUCAUUCAGCGCGAUUCCGCCUAUCCAGCCUUCACUAACGGCAAGGUAAUCGAUAACGAAUUUUGAUUGUUCUGUGACGAAUUUGAUAGGGCUGUUCUCGCGUGACAGAACACUACUCAUUCUAUCAGUAGUAACGAAAUUUUAGGAAAGAUGAAAUACGGGACAAAACAUGUUUUUUUUCUUAAUAAAAAGAAAUUGUAUUUUUUCUAAAAAUACGGGACUGAAGCUGAAAUACGGGACUGUCCCGGGAAAAACAUGACAUAUGGUCACCCUAAUCAGAAGAUAUGUUGAAAGAUACAGUACAACUUACCGAACGUAUCGUCUCUCAUGUAAUCGUGUUUCAAUUGCGGAAAGACGUUAAUAAAACAGCUCGUGAACAAACAUCACCUGACUACAUUUACCUCAGGAAAGUCAUGUCAGUGUUUAUUGCUUGUUAAUAAAGUUAGUUGGGGGAAAAAAAUCAUACCUAAAUUCAUUAAAUUUUACGUAACAUGUUAUUGAUGUUUUUAUUACUUUGACUAAUCUCUAAAAUCUAUUAAAAAAAUGCCUGAAAUUGUUUGGAAACUUGAUGUCAAAACAAGUGUUUUUGACAGACCAUUUAAUUAUAACUCAGCAUAAACAUAAUUAUAUAUAAUCAUUUUUAUAGAUAUUUUCAUUUAGUUCAUAAAACUCAUGUGCUUCUGGGUGAAAAACGACUCAAAAUGACGGAUCAGGUCACAGAUAAAGUCAGUAUUCUAAAUCUGAUGGCAUAAUAGUCUAGAUCAUUGUUAUAUGUACAUUUAAUUAAUCUUUGCAUGAAGGUAAGAUAUAUAUAUAUAUAUAUAUAUAUAUAUAUAUAUAUAAGAUUUUAUCCAAAAAUAUACAAAACAAAAUCUAACUUUAAAAAGUAGCCAGAGAGAAGAAAAAAAAAUUGAGAGAUGCAACAAAAAUAAAAGUAACCCUGCUGCCUAACAGGAGAUAUCAGACACUCAGGGGAGUAGUUAGAGGUUCAUUGGUCUUUGUGAGGUCAUAGCACAACCAUACAUGCAGGUCACAGACUCUAGCUUUUCCCCUGUUAGACAGCGGGUGCAGUAGAUUAGAGCAGCAAUUUAGGUGUCGUGAGACUAAUAGCACUUUUAUUUACUGGUUCACUUUAGCUGGCUACGUGCACAGUAGCUGCAGUAUAAUUAAUCGCUGUCGCAAAUGUGAAUGCACAAGAUUGAAGCCCUCUCGUUUGUCUGAUGUUUGGUCCUCAGACCUUGAACGUGGCAUGAAGUCCAUGUGUCUGUCUCUAGGUACUGCAAUGCGAACAGACCUUGACAUGCAAACUCUUUAUAUAACAGUAGACAUGUUAUGCAUCAGUGCUGUUCUUGCACUGUUCCACACCUCUAUUAGUCCUCUCUCUCCGUUGUACAGUAAUGUAAAAAAAGAAAAGAAAAAAAAGACAAAAAAUCAACUGAUGUUUGUGUUUUCUGUUUUUAUCAGGGUGGGUUGCUGUAGUGGGGUUCAUUUUUAGUUGUUUUUACUUUUUCUUGUGGUAACGUAGCUAAUGUUAUGUGUACAGAGUGCUCUGUGUAGUGGACGUUCUGAGUCAAACCUAGUUCAUGUUAGUGUCACUAUUGAUGUCGUAAUUUUAAUCAGUAUGUAAUUAUCCAUUUUUGCCAUUUAACAGAAAUCUACCUUUCUAAGAGAUUUUUCCUUUUUAUUUUUAUAGUACUAAAACUGUAUUUUAUCAUCAGUUGUAAUCAUUUUUAGCUAUGUUCAGUGACACUACACUCUUUUCCCCCAAAACCUCAAGCCAGCUGAUCUCAAACACAUUGCCAAACAAUGGCUUUGGACUGAAACUUGAAAAAUACAGGAAUGCUUUUUACACGAGUGUCUGGUCAAACAGAAAUCGUUUAUUGAUGAGAAAGGACACAGUCUAAAGCCAACAAUGUUAUAUCUUCAUCUCAGUAUUGUAAACAAGUGUAUUUGUAGUGCUGCAAAACCCUUUAAGGACAUUUCAUUCACAGUUUCAUGUAUUCUGCACAAUGUAAAAAAGAAACAGAGAAAGCACAUUUGAUUGCCUUGAAAGAACGUUUUAACAUGUAUGCUGAUCUUUGAAUAAUUUCAAACUGUAUUAAUAGUUUGGAAAUUUUUAUUUUAUAUUAACAUGUCAUGUCAAUCUGCUAUUGGAAAGGAAAAAACCAAACACUUUUAAAUGGACUUCGCUCCUAAUUUGACUUGGCCCUCAGCAAUUAGUUUGUAAAAUGACAUGACGGGGCUGUGUUUAGAACAAGCAAAACAAAAAUACUAGAAUUUGGUGGGAAAAAUGCACAUAAAUACCUCUAGGUUCUAGAUGGUAAUAUCUACUGAGCACAAUUUUGUGGCUGGAUAAAGUAAACUAUAAACAGAAUCAGCACAUCUGAAAUGAAACUGUGAAGUUUUUCAUUUACUGUACUUACCGAAAUGUUAUUCAAAACAGCAUCAUGUAUUUUCAUGUUGUUACGGCACUUUAUAAAUAUAUAUUAUAUAUACGUGUUUGAAGACAACAGAAAAUAAUACAUAACUGCAAAAAAUGAAACCUGUCUCUCCCAUGUCCUGUAUCCUAAAAGAAGAGAUGUCAUCACAAUAGUGUGUGUGUACUUGUGCUGCUCAUGGCAAUAUAAAACAGUGAAGUAGAAAGACAAGGACAAUGACAUGAGCUCAGUACUUUAUCAAACAUAUCUAACCAUGUCUUUUCCAUUUUAGGGCCAAACUUCAUUGAAAUUGUCUUAGUCAUGUCAGCUGUAUAUCUUAAACUGUUCAAUUUGAAAUGGUAAAUAAAGUUUAUUUUAAAGAUCAA
Ctenopharyngodon idella (grass carp) is the source of this 7902-nucleotide messenger RNA. It is a transcript of the gene slc6a9, whose product is annotated as solute carrier family 6 member 9. The coding region runs from base 457 to 2388 and encodes 643 amino acids. Lineage: Eukaryota; Metazoa; Chordata; Actinopteri; Cypriniformes; Xenocyprididae. The record is from RefSeq and is a predicted model, not a curated record. The transcript is spliced from 15 exons. Gene Ontology annotation, molecular function: glycine:sodium symporter activity. Gene Ontology annotation, biological process: synaptic transmission, glycinergic; neurotransmitter transport; glycine import across plasma membrane. Gene Ontology annotation, cellular component: plasma membrane.